GGUUAUCCAUCUCUCUUGCCCAUCAAGAGAUUCCUACGGUAUUGACUGACUGGUCCAUGCAAGUGGCCGUGGGAAUCUGUUACCAAUGAAGUCGAGGAACUUAUUUAGGAAGGUCCAGGAGGAUGAGGUGCCUCCAAAGCCCACCAGCACCGAGAUGCCCGUGACGAGCAUGGACAAUGCGACUCAUGCCACGAGCCAUGAGAAGGACAAGGACUUGUUCACCAAGCUUAGCGACUUUGCCAAGGAAAGAUUUAAGGAAGGGCUACAGAAAAUUCCCUUGCCUCCAUGGGCCCUGAUAGCCAUUGCUGUGGUAGUUGGCCUGCUCUUCCUCACCUGCUGCUUCUGCAUCUGCAAAAAAUGCUGCUGCAAGAAGAAGAAAAACAAGAAGGAGAAGGGCAAAGGCAUGAAGAAUGCUAUGAACAUGAAAGACAUGAAAUCAGGGAACCAGAACAAACAGGACGAUGAAGAAGAGACAGGCCUAACAGAAGGAGAAGGCGAGGAGGAGGAAAAAGAGCCAGAGAACCUGGGCAAGCUGCAGUUCUCACUGGAUUAUGAUUUCCAGGCUAACCAGCUGACAGUGGGGAUCCUCCAAGCAGCUGAGCUUCCAGCAUUGGACAUGGGUGGCACCUCGGAUCCAUAUGUAAAAGUCUUCCUGCUCCCUGACAAGAAGAAGAAGUAUGAGACCAAAGUGCAGAAGAAGACUCUCAACCCUGCCUUCAAUGAAACGUUUACCUUCAAGGUUCCCUACCAGGAGCUGGGCGGGAAAACUCUGGUGAUGUCUAUCUACGACUUUGACCGCUUCUCCAAGCAUGAUAUCAUUGGGGAGGUCAAGGUGCCCAUGAACACGGUGGACCUGGGCCAGCCCAUCGAGGAGUGGAGAGACUUGCAGAGCGGCGAGAAGGAGGAGCCAGAGAAGCUGGGAGAUAUCUGCAUCUCGCUGCGGUAUGUACCCACUGCGGGGAAGCUCACCGUUUGCAUCCUGGAAGCAAAGAACCUGAAAAAGAUGGACGUCGGGGGUCUGUCUGAUCCAUAUGUGAAGAUCCACCUGCUGCAGAAUGGCAAGAGGCUGAAGAAGAAGAAGACCACUGUCAAGAAGAAGACGCUAAACCCAUACUUCAAUGAAUCCUUCAGCUUCGAGAUCCCCUUCGAACAGAUACAGAAAGUGACAGUGGUGAUCACCGUCCUGGAUUAUGACAAGCUGGGGAAGAAUGAAGCUAUUGGCAAGAUAUUUGUUGGCAACAACUCCACCGGCACAGAGCUGCGGCACUGGUCUGACAUGCUGGCUAACCCCAGGCGGCCCAUUGCCCAGUGGCACUCCCUGAAGCCUGAAGAGGAGGUGGAUGCAGCUCUUGGGAAAAACAAAUAGGAAUCCCCAUAGCCCAGCCUGCGAACGUUCUCAGCAACCCAGAGCUAUUGAUACCUCAGUUAUGCAACCUUAGGUUUUGGUUUUCUUUUGGUUUUAAGCUGAAAUACCCUUUGAUGGCUGUGGAAGGGUUCCCAGACAGUCCCAAGAGCUUUCAGAGGAAGACGUUAAAGACACAGAUGGUUUUUUCCAUUCUUUAAAGAAGCUUAACUGUGCUGCAUGUCCACCAUUUCUCCAUGCUAUUCCUUUAGGGUGUGAAGUAAGUUUCUGUCCUGGGGUCUCCCUAGGCUGUGGCAUCACCAGUCCACAGCAACACUUCUUCCUUUCUUUUUGGUUACACACUUGGACCUUUGAACUUUGUGCUAAGAUGAUACUAGAGCUUGACAAGGUGAGAUGACCAGAUACACUGUGCUUGCUUUGGGCAUGAACACAAGCGGACUAUGAGAGUCCAUGGAGAAGACCUCUAAUGAACAUCUGGACACCUUUCUGCUUCGCCUCUUGAUUCCCUUCAUCCCUGUUAGCCGUCCAGCAAAGAGCGAGAAGCAGCGUGGAGAUGGGAGCGCCUGGAAUCUGUCGAACAUCAGCAGGUUUAGCUCCUUCUGGUGAGAGAGCUGCAUUGCUUGGCAUUCACCUGUGGGACAUCACUGCCCAGUGGUACCUAGGCUGGGUAUUGAGCCUUCCAGCCCCAGCAACUGGAGGCAUAUGGGAGGAGCCACAGGAGACUGCAUGCUUUGGUAACAAGACACGUACGAUUCCAGUUUCAGUGUAGGAAGGGGAAAGGAAUUGUAGUUUCUGAAGAACAGUGGCUGCGUCUACACAAGAUGCUACUGUGCGGUGGUUACUGUAUAAACAAGUACUAAAUAAAUGUGCAGCAACCGAAGUUACUGUGCAGUAGUGCCGGCAAAUGCCUUUUUUUUAUGCCUACUGCGCGGUAGCCUAAUACUACCGUGCAAGAGCAUCUGGGCACGGUUUUUGCCAUGUGAUGCUACUGCGCGGUCAGCGUCUCGUGUAGACGUGCCCAGUGUUAUUGAAAUGACCAGGCAUGGCAGACAUACAGUUUUAGCCAGAUCUGAGAACCCCUUUGCUGCUCAGAAAAGCCCUAUGCUGAACUGCCCAAAUGGCUGUUUGAGCUUCUGUAAUCUCCAUAUGGGCUAAAUGCCAUCCUAAAGAUGACAGCUGUGGGUUGCUCUGCACACAUUUCCCAUCAUGCUUUGCACUGCCAUACUUCUAAGGAUAUUUGACUUAAACUUGUGCAGAACCACCAGGAAGGUUUCAAGUGUAAGGUAUUCAGAAUGCCGGAGGUGACCACAUGGAGAUAAUAGUUGUCAGAGGCAUAUGAGUUGCUAUAACUGCUCCAGCAUCUGGCGUUUGAGGGUUGCAGGAAGCCUGGUGAGUGGUAUCUGGGAGAAAGUCACCUGCAGUGAGAUCUAGGGUAAACUCUUUGUGUGUUUGGCUUUGCUCUCCGCACCCAUGGCAUAAUCUACUUUAAGGCUGCCGCUCCAGGCUCUGGCACUCCAUUCAGAGCAUGAGGGAAGUAGCCAGCUGGAGGGGGCUCCCUCCCCAUACCAGUGUCACACAGAUCUGAAAGGGGUGCUCCCAUGUGAUGAGGGAGAAUGAAUGCAUACCAAACCAGGGACCAAAGACACCCCAAUGGCCAAGGUAUCUGCUGCUCACUACGAGGCUGGUUGGAUGGUAAGCACAUUCUAGUUCCUUUGUCUCCCUACAGAUAUAAGCCAUAACCAUGUUGCUGACCAGUAUUUGCACUGAUUAUUAAAGAGCUUCUCUGCUUUACCAUUCCCCUGGGGACAAAGACUGGUGAAUGUCCUAAACCUCUGGCUCUCUUCCUUGAUGGCCAUGGGGGCUGGGACACAGCUUGAUAAGGAAAAGCGCUUGUAUCAUUCCCGUGCCACAACUUUUGCCAACAGAACAAUAGGUUCCUGGUUCAGCCCACUCUGUGCUGGAGUGUAUGAGCAAGCAAGCCAAUUUCCAUUUUCCUGCCUGUAAUUCCCAAGAGGCUUUGAAUUUUGUUUGCUGUGUCUCAGUUCAACCAAUCCACGGGUUGGAAGUAUCUGAUGAACAGCCUUGCUUGGGCUUCCUCCUGUCUAUCUUUCAGUCUAAUGCUGAUGCAGUCUGGCCAUUUCAGACAACGGACCCCCUCUGAAGCAGAGUGGUCAUCUGGUACAGAGUAUUCCUGCAAAGAUUGGCCAGCAGGCUGUACCAUCCCUGAGUAUCAACUAUAUUUUCCUGCCAGUGAGAUGGUUUGCACUGAGGACAAGUCUCCCAAGGAAAG
Alligator sinensis (Chinese alligator) is the source of this 3653-nucleotide messenger RNA. It is a transcript of the gene SYT2, whose product is annotated as synaptotagmin 2. The record is from RefSeq and is a predicted model, not a curated record. Gene Ontology annotation, biological process: regulation of dopamine secretion; regulation of calcium ion-dependent exocytosis; synaptic vesicle endocytosis. The transcript is spliced from 9 exons. Gene Ontology annotation, molecular function: clathrin binding; calcium ion binding; syntaxin binding. Gene Ontology annotation, cellular component: synaptic vesicle membrane; axon; dense core granule. NCBI's taxonomy places the organism in Eukaryota, Metazoa, Chordata, Crocodylia, Alligatoridae. The coding region runs from base 86 to 1366 and encodes 426 amino acids.